UUACGUCAUUCUCACGAGUUGUUUAUACACUGUGCAGAUCAGCUGUCAGUGUUUAGUCUCUUACUCAUCCGUCAUCCACACAGGCACCGACAGGAUGGCACAUCCCGAGUGGACACGUCUCUUCCAGAUAACAGCAAAGGACCUUAAACACGGAGACUUCUGGCGUCUAGAAUUCGAUGAAAGUCUUAAACAUGACUGCCAAAAACCAGGCUGGAAGAAGUGUAUCGUGAGCACCGGUGCAAGGUACAAAUGCACAAAGUGUGGAAGAGGCUGGUCUUCUAACAAAGUGAGGGUUGCCUGCCACAUGCGCCUGUCAUCCGGGCAAGGCGUUGUCAAGGUGAGACCCUUCUGUCAGAACUGCAAGAAGUGCAGUGAAGCUCCAAUGGAGAAGCCAAGCAUCGACUCAGAGAACAUCAACAUCCUCAUGAAGAAUCUUGUGGAGAAAAUACGAAUAAAAUGCUACAAUGAAGACCUGGGCAAAAAGAACAAGCCUUUCAGAAGAUUUGAUGGUCAACGUCCCCAUGAGCCUGCUCAUUGUGAGGCCUGUAUGCAAGGCAUUUGUCCAAGCUCUUUUAAAUAAGAAAAUAAAAAAGAUAUACAUGUAAAUGUGUGUUUCAGGCCGUUGAGAGUUUUACUGCUGCUUUAUGCCUAAGCUUAUAUUGAAUAAGCAUCAGUUGACUUAACCUCCUGUCAUUCUGUUACAUUGUGUUGCUUUCAUCAUCUUCAUAUGAUAAUACAGUGCAUAUAAGCUAUCAUAAUUAUUCAUUUUUGUAUUUUCUUGUUUGUUUUUAUCUGCUCAAAAGCAUUAACCCUGCCUUAAAAACAGAAAUGUAAUAGAUCAAUAAAUUUGUAUGCAAACAAUUA
This is a messenger RNA of Pseudoliparis swirei, 864 nucleotides long. RefSeq names its product receptor-transporting protein 3-like. Gene Ontology annotation, molecular function: olfactory receptor binding. Gene Ontology annotation, biological process: protein insertion into membrane; protein targeting to membrane. NCBI's taxonomy places the organism in Eukaryota, Metazoa, Chordata, Actinopteri, Perciformes, Liparidae. The record is from RefSeq and is a predicted model, not a curated record. The coding region runs from base 95 to 580 and encodes 161 amino acids. The transcript is spliced from 2 exons.